Messenger RNA from Anolis sagrei ordinatus, 1921 nucleotides. Its product is annotated as cell death-inducing p53-target protein 1. The record is from RefSeq and is a predicted model, not a curated record. Lineage: Eukaryota; Metazoa; Chordata; Lepidosauria; Squamata; Anolidae. Gene Ontology annotation, molecular function: zinc ion binding. Gene Ontology annotation, biological process: intrinsic apoptotic signaling pathway in response to DNA damage by p53 class mediator. Gene Ontology annotation, cellular component: cytoplasmic side of late endosome membrane; cytoplasmic side of lysosomal membrane; nucleus.
CUCCCUCCACCCUUGGGGAGAGAAGGAGACCGCAGAAGCGAGAGAGCGGGAGGGAGCCAUCGCCGCCGGAGGGCCCUUCCUUUCCUCCUCCCGCCCUCCCUCCUUCCGACCCUUGGCUUCCGAGGGCUUCCAGGAAGGAUGUCCAGCGACCCUCCUCCCCCAUACCCUGGGGGUCCCUCGGCCCCUCUCAUCGAGGAGAAGGAUGGCUCCCCGUUCCCUGUAGGCCAGGUGCCUCCUUCGGCCCUGCAACCACCACCGCUGGACGUGGGCCCCCCUCCCUAUGAGGCAACCCCUCCACAGCCGGGCUUCCUGCCGCCAACCCCCCUGCCCUCCGCUGAGGGGCCCAUGCACCCCUAUGUGGCCCCACCAGGCGGCUACUAUGUCCAUCCUGGCCCGCACCCCCCAAUGGGCUACUAUCCUGGCCCGGGGGGCCCCUACGCUCCGAUGGGGGCCCCAGGGGCGGGGUCUACAGCAGUGCUGAUGCCCUCGGUGGCGGCGACCACGGUGACCGUCCUGCAGGGGGAAGUCUUCCAGGCGGCUCCUGUCCCCACUGUCUGUCCACACUGCCAACAGGCCAUCACCACCAAGGUCAGCCACGAGGUUGGACUCAUGAACUUCCUGCUGGGCUUCUUCUGCUGCUUCGUGGGGUGUGACCUGGGCUGCUGUCUGAUCCCUUGCCUGAUCGACGAGUUCAAGGACGUGACCCACACCUGCCCCAACUGCAAGGCCUACAUCUACACCUACAAGCGCAUGUGCUAGCGAGAGACAGUGAAAGGCCCCCUCCCUCCCUCCCUCGACCCCAUGCCCCCAUCCUCCUCCUCCUCCUGACUUGUGUCUUCCUUCCAUCACAGAGAGAGUCUCCAGGUGCUACAAAGGGGCUUCCAAGAGGGAGGGAGGGAGCUGUGGGGCCCAGGAGUCUCUUUGCAGGGUCUCCUUCCCAAAGAAAGGAAAUGACCCACUCGCUGGCAGGGAAGGCCUCCUCCAGCUGUGCUUCCACUCCAAUGGCACUUUCUGCACGAAAAGGGAACUCCUCUCAGCUCCGCUCUGGGUCUGCAUGCAAAGGGAAGCUGAGUGGAGGACGAUGCUGAGUGCAUUAGCUUUUAGGGACUGAGGCCCCUCUCGCCCGGCAGUGCAUGGGGGGUGGCCUGUCAGGGCUUUCAUUCUAUGCAGCCGGUCAAGUCCACAAAGGCUUUUGCAGCGCCUUCCCUACAGCCCUGUCUUUGAUUUUCCCCAAUCGUUCUCAGUUCUUCCUGUUCUCCUCCUUGGCCAUAUUUUGCACUGUGUUUACAUUCACGCAGGUAGCAAGCAGCAGAUGAGGGAAAUGGAGGAAGGAAAGACAGAGCCUCAAGGGAAGAAGGAAAGGAAGCAAGGAAAAAAGGGGACAAACCAGAAACCCCUUCUUUCCUGCUGGACGCCCUCCUUCCUCCGCUCACCGUUUCCCUUCCCUUGGGCUGCGUUUGUAGGUCCGAAGGGAGGCCGGGAAAGGGCCCGUGAGCCACUUUGCAAUCAGACUUCCCCGUCCCCAGCAUGUACAUAGAAGCAGGUGGGUUUUGGGCUUCCCUUAGGAUUUUUUAUCCCCUGUGAAAAGUUCGAACUGUGACUGACCCUUGCACGCCUCUCCCCGUUUCCUCCCAUUUUGCACUGACACCUCCUAGAAAGGCCAGGGAAAACUAUAGAGCCAAGAGCCAGAGGGCAGAAACUGGCACUGGAGGCCUAGUAUGAGCGCCCCGCUCUUGGCCCAGUUUGACCAGUUCCUCGGCGCCGUCCAUCCCAGUUGGAUCUUCCGUCCCGAUUGGAUGAAGGUUGUAGCCACCAGCCCAUCGUCCACAAUGUCUUCCGAGCCCGUCAGGAAGGAUACUCCCAAGACGAGUGACCGGUCGGUUUCCAUGUUAGUAUGUAAAUAAAAAGACAAGACCCACAA